UAACCUCUAAACGGGUUUGACAUUUAGCUGAAGUGCGAAAAAAUAAUACUUGCAGCAAGAAUUGCAAAAUUAAUUUUAAUUUUUAUAACAAAUAAUUGGAUUUUUAUUAAGAAAAAUUAAUUGUACAAAAUGCCUGUGGUAGCUAUUAAAUCGGAAGAAGAAUAUAAACAAAUUAUCAGUGCCGAUAAAACCUCUGUGGUCUUAUUUUCUGCCGACUGGGCUGAACAAUGCAAACAGGUUCAAGAUGUUCUGGAAGAUUUAACAAAAUUACUAGGUGAUAAAUUGGCUUUCAUUAAGAUAACGGCUGAAGAUUUUCCAGAAAUCGCCAUGAAACAUCAGAUUGAUGCCGUUCCAACAGUCAUCAUUUUCGCCAAAGGUACAGCUAUUGAUCGCGUCGACGGUGUCGAUAUUGCCAGUCUAACAGCUAAAUGUAAAAAGUUGGGAGCUGCUGCUACUAGUGAACAACCCUUAGAGGAACGUUUGAAAUCAUUGAUUAACAAAGCUCCCUUAAUGAUAUUCAUGAAAGGUGACCGUGAUGCCCCAAGAUGUGGUUUCUCCAAACAAUUAAUAGCCAUAGUUAACGAAUUGGGACUUCCUUACGAAACAUUCGAUAUUUUAAGUGAUGAAGAAGUACGUCAAGGUUUAAAAACCUUUUCCGAUUGGCCCACAUAUCCUCAGGUCUAUGUUAAAGGUGAACUUGUUGGUGGUUUGGAUAUUAUUAAAGAACUUAAAGCCAACAAUGAGUUAGAACAAACUUUGAAAGGUGAAUAAAGUUUUAUAAAGUAUUUUAAUUUAUAAAACCAUUUUUUCGUAUUUUUUAUAAAAAGAAAAUGAGUAUACAAACAUCAAAA
This is a messenger RNA of Lucilia cuprina (Australian sheep blowfly), 851 nucleotides long. RefSeq names its product glutaredoxin-3 (gene Grx3). The transcript is spliced from 4 exons. The coding region runs from base 130 to 771 and encodes 213 amino acids. The record is from RefSeq and is a predicted model, not a curated record. Lineage: Eukaryota; Metazoa; Arthropoda; Insecta; Diptera; Calliphoridae.